Messenger RNA from Helianthus annuus (common sunflower), 1412 nucleotides. Its product is annotated as DNA-3-methyladenine glycosylase 1. Gene Ontology annotation, molecular function: DNA-3-methyladenine glycosylase activity. The transcript is spliced from 4 exons. The record is from RefSeq and is a predicted model, not a curated record. The coding region runs from base 185 to 1210 and encodes 341 amino acids. Lineage: Eukaryota; Viridiplantae; Streptophyta; Magnoliopsida; Asterales; Asteraceae. Gene Ontology annotation, biological process: base-excision repair.
CAUUUUCAAAUUUCUGUUUCAUCAACCCUCUUUCUCUACCCCCUUUUCAAUAUUCUUUAAACCCUAAUUGAUUACACCAUACUCUUCCCUUAAACAUUUCAAAAUCACAUAUUUCUCUCCAUAAUUACCCCUUAAUUUCAUCCCCAUUGCAGUCUUCUUCUUCUUACAACUUUCCCAUUUGCAAAUGUCUGCAUCACCUGAGCUUCUAUCAUUACCCCCAUCAGUUACGGCUGAUUCAGCUGCUCGAAACAUACUCGGGCCGGCUGGAAACAGAGAAAAGAUUAAUAAAAAUGAGAGCUUGAACAAAAAGAAGAAGAAGAUUGUGGUGGACACAAAGCCGAAGAGCUCCGUAAAGUUAGCUAAAGGAUCUCGGUCUCCACGAACCGUUGUUAGAAAGAUUGAUGUGUCUGUUGACAGUUCUUGUUCUUUGAAAUCAUGUUCUUCUAAUGGUAGUAGUUCUGUGAAAACAUCGGGUUCAGAAAAGUCAGAGAAAGGUAAUGGUAACAGGUUGAAAUUAGUCGUGGAUGAAGGUUCGGUUAUGGUGUUAACGCUUCCGUUUAAACGGUGUGAUUGGAUCACUCAGUUCUCAGAUCCGCUACAUGUUUCGUUCCAUGAUGAAGAAUGGGGAGUUCCGGUUUAUGAAGAUUGUAAGUUAAUUGAGCUGCUUGUUUUGUCACAAGCAUCUGCAGAACUCACUUGGCCAGAAAUACUGUAUAAAAGAGAUAAAUUCAGAAAACUUUUUGAAAAGUUUGAUCCAGCGUCGAUUGCUAAGUGUUCGGACGACAAGUUAUUGUCAGCCAAGCAAAAUGGUAGCCUGUUACUUUCUGAACAAAAACUACGGGCCAUCAUGGGGAAUGCUAUUGGGUUGCUUAAGAUUCAGCAAGAAUUUGGUUCUUUCAGCACUUACUGUUGGCGCUUUCUAAACAAGAAGCCGAUAAAUAAUAGUUUUCGCUAUGCACGUCAAGUACCAGCUAAAACUCCAAAGUCAGAACUCAUAAGCAAAGAUUUGAUAAAAAGAGGCUUUCGUUGUGUAGGUCCCACCGUCAUCUAUACAUUCAUGCAAAUCUCGGGUAUGGUUAAUGACCAUCUUAUAUCAUGUUUUAGACACACCGAGUGCAAUAGCAUCGCCAAAAAGGUUCUAAAACCGGUGUCUAAAGAAACAAAACAAGAAACAGACAAUAAAGAUGACGCUAAACUUUCCCACGAGUGAACAUCGAGAGUAGCAUGGGGGGCUAACAUAGCUUAUCUAACUGUUGGUAAUUCUUAUUGUAUUGUGUGCCAUUUGACAUGAUUGAGAUUAAGAAUGUUAAUAUUAGAGAAAUUGAGUGUGUUUUGUUGUGUAAUCAUGUUCUUCACAAUGUAUUAUUUUGGCUUGUGUUGAUGUUUUGAAUUCUUAAUAAGCUUCUUUGGUU